AUGUUGACUUUAGCAAAAACUGAACAUCAAGAAAUAAUUGACAAAUUUGGCGGAGAAUUUGAAUUUCGAAUCGGGACAAGUUUUAAGAAUCGCAAUCGACCUUUAUAUUAUCAAUUUACAUUUAAUACAGAAGAUAUAGAUUUUACAAAUGAGGCAACUAUAAAAUUUGCUGAGAGUAAAGAAACAUUUGAAAUUAUUUAUAAUGAACAAAAAGGGGUAGAGGGUCCAUUAAAAUUAACCGGACAUUUGGUUGAAGAUAGAGUCAUAAUAAUACUUAUGAUUCGGAAGCCAUUAAAAGAUUUUUGA
This is a messenger RNA of Entrophospora sp. SA101, 306 nucleotides long. NCBI's taxonomy places the organism in Eukaryota, Fungi, Glomeromycota, Glomeromycetes, Entrophosporales, Entrophosporaceae. The record is from the annotation of a GenBank genome assembly.